AUGUUCAACACCCUGCCCCGCACCGCGCUCCGGCGCUCGAGAAACUCGAUCAAAGUCAAGUUGGAGGAUAGGAAGUAUUCGAAAUUGCAGCGUUCGAGGUCGCAUGCCGAGUUUGGGUCGAGGCCAGCGGCGAGUGGGUUGGAUGAAGUUAGAUCUCCGAUUGAGUUGCAGAGCGUUGGGGCGGUCGCAGAGCUUGAGGGAGAUGGAGGGGUGGGGUUGAGAGUUGAGAAGGAGAAAGAGGACGUGAAGAGGGAGGAGGUGGUGCGAGAAGUGGAAGUGGAUGGAGUGAAGUUCACGCUUGAGGUACGGAAGAAAGAUGCGAAAGUGGAAUUCAGAGAAAAUGAAGAGGUGGAGGUUGAAGCAGGAGAGCGGCUUGAGGUUAAAGUUGGGAGACCGGAGAGGAGAGGGAGCCAAAAACACAGCAAGACUGAGAAAGAAGACGGCAGAGUUGUGAUUGAACCGCCAACACAACCAUCAGAAACAUCGAAACUGGGACCAGUGAGCUUGAAAGGUGCCUUUGGACGAGGGUUACAGACGGUGAUUCGAUUUUGGGGUUACCAGGAUUUGUUGGUCUCGACUCGGACAUGA
This is a messenger RNA of Mollisia scopiformis, 588 nucleotides long. RefSeq lists its product as uncharacterized. NCBI's taxonomy places the organism in Eukaryota, Fungi, Ascomycota, Leotiomycetes, Helotiales, Mollisiaceae. The coding region runs from base 1 to 588 and encodes 195 amino acids. The transcript has a single exon. The record is from RefSeq and is a predicted model, not a curated record.